Molecule: messenger RNA, 1118 nt
Organism: Danio aesculapii
Lineage: Eukaryota; Metazoa; Chordata; Actinopteri; Cypriniformes; Danionidae
Product: UDP-glucuronosyltransferase 1A5-like
Exons: 2
Coding region: 153-1118 (321 amino acids)
Molecular function (GO): UDP-glycosyltransferase activity
Source: RefSeq, a predicted model, not a curated record
UUGGUUGUUGAAACUCCCCUUUUACUUUAAAAGUCUGUGCCAGAAACUGCAAAUCUACAAGUGCUUGCAGACUUUCAAAACAGUCAUCUUACAUGUACUACCAGUAUAUUUGCUUAUGUUAUUUGGUACAGGAUUAGAUACAAUAGGUUAGAAUGGCUGCUUUUGUGUUGCUCUUCUGUCUUUUCUGCCUGGCAUCAGCAGAGGCUGGGAAGAUUUUAGUAGUUCCUUCAGAUGGCAGCCACUGGACGGGUAUGAAGCCUUUGGUGGAGGAGCUUGGCCGUAGAGGAAACCAGGUGGUGGUUGUCAUCCCAGAAGCAAGUCUGAGUAUGGGUCCGUCUCAGCACACCACAACUCUGACUUAUCCUGUGCCCUACACUAAAGCUCAGAUACAGGAGAUUGUGAAAGCCGGUGUUACGACUCUGAUAAGUACUCAUGUAUCUACAGAUCUGGCCAGGUUUCAGAGUUUCAUCAACAGAAUGGAUUCGCUUAGUAAUAUUAUAAUCCGUAGUGCUGAGGGUUUACUCUCCAACAAGAACUUGAUGAAGAAACUGCAAGACUAUAACUUUGAUGUCAUUCUCACAGAUCCAUUUGAGCUUGUUGGAGUUUUUGCUGCAGAAUAUCUCUCAGUUCCUGCCAUUUACAUACAAACAAGUCAUCCUUGUAACGUUGACGUUCUUGCCAGUCAAUGCCCAGCUCCACCAUCUUAUGUUCCACAUAUUUUAACUCACUUUUCUGACCGCAUGAAUCUCUGGCAAAGAAGUGUAAACUUUGUAAGGACUCUUGUUCAGCCCGUGGCCUGCAGACGGUUGUUCGCUCGUGCAGAUGAAAUCGCUUCACGUGUUCUUCAGAGAAAAACAUCUAUAAUGGAGAUCAUGAGCCGUGCAGCUCUCUGGUUUGUGCAUUCUGAUUUUGCUUUGGAAUUCCCUCACCCAUUAAUGCCCAACAUGAUCAUAGUUGGAGGAAUGGACAACAGGAAAGCAGAACCUUUGUCAAAGGUAAGUCUACUAACAGCUGUUGUAUCAAAACAGUUAUUGGUAAACCAGCACUGUUUCUGUGAUUCCCAUCAAAUAUUAAGGGGGAAAAGGAGUAAUACCUCCACUCCAUCAUCACAAACCUAA